AUGGCAGCGCCCCCCCGGAUGCAGAAUGGCCCUCCGAGCGAGGACUUGUUUGUGACGGGGCUUCCCUUGGAAUGCACCAGCGUCCAGGCCAAGCAGAUAUUUCAGCAGUAUGGCAGCGUCAAGCAGGCGAACGUUCUGCCGGUGGCCUCCGGCAAGACAGCCGCGGCAGCCUUCAUUAUCAUGGAGUCGGUGGAGGAUGCGAGGUGGGUCAUUGACCACGUCAACGGCAACGUCCCGCAGGGCUUGUCGAGCCCAGUCACCGUGGUCUUUGCAACUCCGCGGGCGCAGCGCCCCAACGGCGGCAAGGGGAAGGGUGCCAUGAAAGGCAUGCCGCCAGAGAUGAUGCAGAUGAUGACGAUGAUGAUGUCCGCCAUGGGCAAAGGUGGCGGUGGCGGUGGAGGGGACUGGGGCAAGGGUGGAGGUGACUGGGGCGCUGGUGGAGGCGACUGGGGCGCGGGUGGAGGCGACUGGGGCAAAGGUGGCGGGGACUGGGGUGGAGGUGCCUGCUACGGCAUGGCAGACAUGAAGGGCGGCAAGGGUUUCGGGGGCAAGUGGUGA
This is a messenger RNA of Symbiodinium natans, 558 nucleotides long. The record is from the annotation of a GenBank genome assembly. Lineage: Eukaryota; Dinophyceae; Suessiales; Symbiodiniaceae.